Molecule: messenger RNA, 1464 nt
Organism: Lodderomyces pseudojiufengensis
Lineage: Eukaryota; Fungi; Ascomycota; Pichiomycetes; Serinales; Debaryomycetaceae
Exons: 1
Coding region: 1-1464 (487 amino acids)
Biological process (GO): protein processing; GPI anchor biosynthetic process
Cellular component (GO): glycosylphosphatidylinositol-mannosyltransferase I complex; endoplasmic reticulum membrane
Molecular function (GO): mannosyltransferase activity
Source: RefSeq, a predicted model, not a curated record
AUGAUAAAACAAAGGCUGACAGUAAUAAAUUUUGAACAAAAUCAUGAUAAUAUAAUCAAACAUUUAAAUCAAACACAUUUAAGUUUAGAAUCAUUACAUUCAGAUAAUUCAUUAUUAAUUGAAAAUAAAUUUACAAUUCCUUUCAACAAGAAUCUAAAACAUAUAAGACAAUUAAGAAUACAAUCUAAAUUUGAUAAUGAUAUAAUUGAUUCAAGAAAUGAAUUUUUCCCAUUUGAAUUCACUUCUGGUUUAAAUAUUUAUGUUGAACCAAAAAAUACUAUAAAUAAUGAUGAUAAUGAUGAAUUUUUUAAAGAAUUAAAAGAUAUUUUGAAUGAUCUUAUUGGAAUUGAAAUAAAUGAAGAACAAUAUAUUAAUCAUGUUAUGUCAUUAUAUUAUUAUGACUCCUCACCUUCACCUUUACUCAUAAAAGCACCAUCCGAUAAAGAUUAUUGGUUUACCAAUAAAACAUAUGAUCUUAUAUAUGACGACUCAAAUGAAAGCCAAUUAUCAAUUCGUCAAAUAUAUAAAACUGAUGAAAUUUCAUAUAAAUUAAAAUUAACAGAAUAUAAAGAAAUUGGAAUAUUUUUAAAAGAUUCUAAAAUUUCAAAUUCAAAAGAUGAUAUAGUAUUAAGUGGAUUAAGAGUUAUAUUUGAUGGAACUGCAGAAUCUUCUGAUGAGAAUGAAAAAAAUAUUCAUAAAACUAUGUUUCAUUUUAAACCAAGACAUAGAAUCUUGGAAAAUAUUGAAUAUAAUACAAAUUUAAUUAAAAAUGGUUUACAUCCUAUAUUCAAUACUAAUAUAAACCUAUUAAAUAAAGAAUCAAGUACUCAAUUAAUAAAUGAUGAUGAUGUUUUAAAUUGUAAUCCAUUCAUUUAUUUACAUUUAAAUAAAUCAUUAAUUUUUGAUAAAUAUCAAAAUAUUCCUAAAAAUUCAAUAUUAUUAAUAAAUAAUGGAUUUCAAGAUUUAGAAUUACCAGAAUAUAAAAUUGAAAAUUGGGGAGGAGAAUUAUUAUUUAAAUUAGAUACUCCUAUUAAUGAGCCACAAAAUUUUAAUUUAACUUUACAUUCAAGAUAUCAAUUACCAAAUCAAAAUAGAACGAAUAAUCAAACUACUUCAAAAUCAUUAUAUACAACUAUAAUUAAUCCAUUACCUAAAUUAUUUUUAGCUUGUAAUAUUAAAGAUCAUGAAAUAUUAGCAAAAUCUCCAUUUGAUACAUCAAGAUUUAGUUCAAUAGGUAAUAAUUUUGAAAAUUAUUUUUCAAAAGAUACUGUAUUUUAUCAUCCAAUUCAACAAAAAAAUAAAGAAAAUAACUUGAGAAUUGAUAUACCUAAUGGAAUAUCAACAUUUGAUAGAAUUAAUUCUUUGACUACUAUAACUUUAAUUUUGGGUAUACUUAUUAUAUUAUAUAGAGUUUUUAAAGUUGUUUUUCCUAGGACAUCAACUAAACAAACUAAAAUUGAUUGA